Molecule: messenger RNA, 5297 nt
Organism: Aphidius gifuensis
Lineage: Eukaryota; Metazoa; Arthropoda; Insecta; Hymenoptera; Braconidae
Gene: Scr
Product: homeotic protein Sex combs reduced
Exons: 2
Coding region: 1107-2219 (370 amino acids)
Biological process (GO): regulation of transcription by RNA polymerase II; anterior/posterior pattern specification
Cellular component (GO): nucleus
Molecular function (GO): RNA polymerase II cis-regulatory region sequence-specific DNA binding; DNA-binding transcription factor activity, RNA polymerase II-specific
Source: RefSeq, a predicted model, not a curated record
UGGUUCAGUACGAUACCACCUCCCUACGCGUACGCAACACAAACUGCACAACGUCAAGGAAAUACUCUUAAAUAAAAAAAGCUCAAAUAUUAUAAACAAUACAUUUUUUGAGUAACUUACUAUCAGUAUCCAAUUUAUAAUUAUAUUAAUUUAUUAUUUUUGUUUUAAUUUUCAAAAUUCAUUGUGUUUUUUUUUUUUUUGUUUAUUUAUUUAUUUAUUUAUUUAUAUAUAUUUUUUUCUCUUUUUACAAAAAAGAAGAUUUUGUUUUUUAAAUUAUUUUUUUGUUCAAUGCGUUAUCGGAGUUUAUCAAUUAUUUCAAAUUGAUUGUUGGAUCUGUGAUUUUGUGUUAAUCUGAGUGAUUUAUGUUUAGUUUUUUUUCAUCCUUGUUGAUUUGUUUGGUUUUUUUAAAUUUAUUUAUGUUUAGUUUUUUAAAUUUAUUGACUGGUGAUUUUUCAAAACAAACGAGGUGGUUUAAAUUUGGCGUUAACUAGUUGUGCUUGGAAAUAAAAAUAUAAAUAAUAAUAGAUUUAAAGAAAGAAAAAAAAAAAAACAACAACUACAAAUAUAUACUGUAAAGUGAUUAACAUCGAUGUGUUCCUCAAUGGGACAGGGCCCGUGCCAGACGGUUGUUGUAGAAACGUGCCGGGUCCUCAGUGUUCCCCGUGGGUAAUUGCACCCGGUAAGGUCGUAAAGAAGCGGAAGACAGUUUUAUAGCUGUUUCUUUCGACACUGUAAUACCCACGUGGCGCUUGUAAAAAACAAAUUAUUUUUUUUCAACUAUUUACCGGUUUUGUCCUCUUCAUUAGUCAAAUUUUGAAUUAUAAAUUGUACUAUAAUUUUUAUUUGUUAUUACCUUAUUUACAAAUUACACGACACAUCUAUUGAUGUAUAUUUAUAACAAAAAGUACUGAUGAAAAGAUAAUUUCAAAAAAGAGCAUAGAGUGUACAAAAAAUUAAAAAUGACACAAUUUAAUAAAUGAGCAAUAAAUUAUUAUUUGCUUAAGAUGAUCGUAAGUGUAUAAAUAAAAUACUUAUGAUCAUAUAAAUCUUAAACAAAGAUUAAAUAGUUGAAUUAAAAAUUUAAAAAAAAACGAAAGAAAAAAAAAAUGAGUUCAUAUCAAUUUGUGAAUUCAUUGGCAUCAUGUUAUGCUGGCCAACAGGCCCAACAACAACAACAACAAACUCGACCAAAUCCAACCUCUCCAAGUGAGCCAUUACAGGCACCAUCACCAGCUGGAGGUGAUUACUACAAUCCAAAUCCAGCAAAUACUGGAUAUCCAACACCAUGUUAUUCACCACAACAACACUAUCCUCAACAUCCAUUUGCAACACCAGCAACUGGAAUGCAACAUCCACCACCAACAGGAAUGAUAGACUAUACACAACUUCAACCAGGUCCAAGAAUAAAUACAACAUCAACAACACAACACAAUUUACAUGCUCAACAACAUCAUCAACAACAUCAUCCACAAUCAUUAAUACAUCCAGAUCAAACAGCUCCAUUAUUACAAGCUGGAACAACAGUAUCUGUACCAUCAACAUCAAGUUGUAAGUACUCAGAUUCAACGUCUUCCACUAGUGUAUCAUCACCACAAGAUUUAACAACAUCAACAUCAAGAAAUAGUCCAACACCACAAGCUAGUACUAGCAAAGCAAAUUUAAAUUUAACAUCACCAUCUGGUAUAUCAUCAAGACCAUCAAUUUCAGCAUCAGGAUCAUCACCACCAAGUGGUAGUUCAAGGGUUAUUGGUGAAAGCAGUACAACAUUAACAACAGUAUCAUCAGCAUCAUCACCAGCAUCAUCUACUUCAAGUACUUCUAGUACUGGAAAUAAUUCAUCAAAUAAAGGAAAUGCAAGUGGUGGUAAUCCACCACAAAUAUAUCCUUGGAUGAAAAGGGUUCAUAUUGGUCAAAGUACUGUCAAUGCAAAUGGUGAAACAAAACGUCAAAGAACAUCAUAUACAAGAUAUCAAACAUUAGAAUUGGAAAAAGAAUUUCAUUUUAAUCGUUAUUUAACGCGACGAAGAAGAAUUGAAAUAGCACAUGCACUUUGUUUAACAGAACGUCAAAUAAAAAUAUGGUUUCAAAAUCGACGUAUGAAAUGGAAGAAAGAACAUAAAAUGGCGAGUAUGAAUAUUGUACCAUAUCAUAUGUCACCUUAUGGACAUCCAUAUCAAUUUGCACCACAUCCAGGACAGUUUGCACAUUUGGCUACAUAGGACGAGUUCUCGCCCGCCGAGCUUGGGGCGCAUUCUGUCCGGUUUCCGGGUAUGUACGGUGAGCAGAAUUUUUAAGGCUUUAAUAAUCAUCAAAAAAAACAUCAAGUAACAUCUUUACAUUCUAAUCAAUGGAUUACAAGAAACUUAUCUCUAUGUUUGUUAAUUUUAUUUAAAAAAUUACAAACAUAUUGCUGUUUCAUUUUGUACUGAGCACAGAAUCAAUUCAAUCGAAACAAAAAACAAAUUUAAUUUUUAAAAAAUAUGGCAGCUUUAAUAUUAUUGUUGGAAAAAAUUCUGAUAAAUAAUUUUCAUGAUGUUUUGAAAAUUGAAACUGUGCUCAUUUCUAGUCAAACUGACAUUAGCAAUUGAAUGAAAAUUAAAAAGCCUUAUAAAAAAAUAAAUUCAUCAACAAUAUUAUUUGUUAAAUGAAAAAAAAAUUCUGCUCAAUAAUAUGCAUUUUUAAAUGCGUACAAAUACUUGGAACUGUACUGUGCUCCAAAGAGACUUCUUAAAACAACAAAUGCAAUGAAAUUAAAUUAUGUAUACAUAAAUAAAUUUUUUAAAAUACAUAAUAUUAUUGCCAAGAGUCUCUCUUAGUGGGCGAGAUUUAGCGAAUCUCAUUAGAUUUAAGAAAACUAAUUAUAAUAGAUAUUUUUUUUUUUUUUUCGUUUUAAAAAAGAAGAGAAAAAAAUUUAAUAUGAAUACAUUUAAUGACAGUACUUAUUUUUCUUCUUCUUGUAAUUCUGUAGAAAUAUUAUUAUUAUUUUAUUUUGAAAGUAGAAAUAAUUUUUUAUUUCAAAUAUUAAAUGUUUUUAAUAAAUUUUAAAAAAAUUUAAAUACUGCUUUUCAUUGCUCAAAGUAUUCUCGGCCAAAAUAAGAAUUUUAAACUGAUUAAUCUCAUUUAUUAAUUAUUGUAAAUUUAUAAAUGUAUAUAAAUAUAUAUAAAUAUAAAUGUGUGUUAUAUAUAUUUAGUCUGUGCAUAGUGCUGGUUCGAUUAUUUUAUAAUUUUAUAAUUUUCAUUAAUUUUUCUUUGCUUAUUGAUUUAAGCAAAAGAAAAAAUUUGUUUUUUUUUUUUUUUUUAUCACAAUGUAAAUGAUUUUUUAAAAGCUCUGAGGUUUAACCUUGGUAUAUAAAAUAUUGGCCGAUAAUGCUGUUGAGUUAAUUGGCUGAAUAAUUUGUAAACGCAAAACUAUAUAUGCAAAAAAAAAAAGUGCGCAAAUUAGACUGUUAUGUUAAUGCGUAUUAGCGCAUAUUUUGAUGUAAUUUGUGAUACAAAAAAAUCGACGUAUACUUAAGAUUAUAAAGAAAAAAAAAAUGAAUAAAUUAAUAACAUUAAAAAUUAAAUAAUAUAUAAGUAUACAUUUAAAUAAAAAAGAAAAACAGAAUAUUAAAAGAAAAUUUAGAACGUCGUUUUGAGUUAAGUUACAAGUUUAUAAAACUUUAUAUCGUGAGACAAAAACUGUGCGUUAUACGAGAAAACAAAUUCGGAAACAUACAGGGAUCAUAAUGUAUAUGAUAUAAAAAAAAAUUCAAGGAAAUUUAAAAUUAAAAAAAAACAUUUGUAAAUAAUUAUAUUGAAUAUAUAUCAACAAAAAAUAAAAAUAAAAAUAGAUGAGUUAUAAUUGUGAAGGAAAAAAAUUGAGAAGAGUUCGACUUUUCAAUGUGGCCUCAUGAAAAAAUAAAAAAUAAUUAUAAUUAAAUAAAAUGUUAAUUAAAUUCGUGUUUUUUUUUUUUAAAUUUAAUUUUCUUCUUUUGUAAAAAAAAUUUUUUCAACUUACUUUUAUCACUAGAGUGUAAUAAUUUUUUUUUUUUUUCAAAAUUAUUGUGGUUAUUAUAACUUAUAAAUAAUAUUUAAAAAAUUUAUGAAUAUAUAAAAGUCUUAGUGUCAUUUGGAUAUAUUGCGAGUGAAUCUGUUGAUGAUUGAUUUUUCUCACGAAAAAGUUUAAUAAAAUAAAUAUAUAUAAUUUAUAUAUAAAUUAAUUUAAAUUAUAAAACUUUUUAUUGUGAGUUCCAGUGUUGAUAUUGGAAUUUUAUUUGUUUCGUUAUAAUUUUUAUUUUUUUGAUAUUUUUUUUUUGUUGUUUUGAAAUGAUGUGUGUGUUAUAAAUUGCACGCUUUGUCGUACUGUCUUUAUAUCACUGAAAGGUGAUAAUAUUAAUUUUUUUUUUUUGUCUUGGACAACAGGUCAAAUAUAGUUGUCUGCAUUGUUCAAAGAAACAAGUUUGUUUUUUUAUUUUUUUUUCUUGUUUUUCCAAUUUGAUUAUUAACAUAAAAAAUGUAUAAUAAAUUAAAGAAAAAAAAAGUUUAAACUAAAUUAUACACUAAUAUAUUUGAAGAGAAUAAAUUACAAAUUUUAAAAAAUAAAACAAACAAGUUUCUCAAGUAGUUUGUGAUGUAAUUGAGGUGGUACUUUAGGUACUUUGUUAUAAUAAUUUUGUCAAUAUCAUUGUUACCUCUCGAAUUGUAAAAUGUAUUUAGAAUUUUUCCCAGUCUAAUUAUCAAUUAAAAAUAUUCAAAAUUGAAUCAACAUUUGAAGUUAGAAAUUACUAUUAAAUGUCACAAGUCUAAAAGAUUAAAAAUACAAAGAAAUUAUUAGAUCAAAUUAAUUUAAAGAGAUAAUUAAGAUGCAAUAAUAAUUUUUCUAAUAUUGUAUAUUAAUUAGCCAUUGAAAAAUUGUCUGUAGGUAACAUAGACAUCUUGAUUACAAAUCUAAUGGAUUUUUUUUUCUAAAAUUACUUAUAAAGUACCUUGGUUACUACCUUGAUACAACUGAAUGAAGAAAAAAAAAAUUAAAACUCUUUUAAAAUUGAAUUGACAAUAGAAUCUAUAUACAAUUUUUUUUUUUUUCUUUUUGUUAAUUUUUAUUGAUGUUGAUAAGAAUGCUCGCAGUUGACGAGCCUAAAUUAAAAAGAAAAAAAAUUUUCAUUCAAAUCGACACUACUGAACUUAAUUUGUAAUAUCACAUAAAUAAAGAAAAUUCAUUUCAAAACAAUAUGAAAAAUUUUUAAUUAAUUAAUUUGGCAAUCCUAUGAUUUAGUAAUGAUAUCAAAUCAUCAAAAUUAUUCUCAGCAUGAAGCAGU